AAACCAGUACUUCAAAUUGUGUUUGUGUAAUUAAUGCAAAACAAAACUUGGUUACUGUCAUAAAUCACAUUCAUUCAUUUAUACUCAUUUUUCCUCCUUCUCUCUAACUAAGUGGCAUGGGCAUCAUUGGUUUUUCAAUUUUAUUUAUAUUCUCUCUCUUUUUUAAUAUUCCAACUUCUUCUGGGUUUUCUUUUCUCUCUAUUUUCUUUCUUUUCUAAUACUAAAAUGAUUUCUGAAGAAAAUCAUAAACCUGUCACUGAUCAUGAGGAUCAUGAUGCUUCCUCUUGCAGAACAACAGCUUCUCUUCCUGUUGCUUACAAGGAUAACGAUGAUUCCACGGGGAUAACUGAAGAAAUCACGCAUGUUCCUCCCCGGAGGAAACAGAAUCUUCUCUUGGAAAUACCGUCAAGAACACCAGAAGAGUGUUCACAAGAUUAUGUUGCUAUCAAGAUGCCAAUGACGCCGAGUCCUACUCCAACUCCGACUCCCAAGAGAGUGAAUUUUCUGAUGACUUCUCGGUCGGUCGAUGCUCCAACAAAUAAUUCUCCUGGAUCUGCAACAUCAAAAGGUAAAUCAUCGUUAAGAAACAUCCUACCAAAAUUGAGCUUCAGGAAUAGGACACUGACAGAUAUUGAAAAGGCGAACGCAUCAACUCUGGAGGUUUCCUCUUCAGGCCCUCGAGAAAAGCCUUUGAUCUCAAGAUCAUUGUCACUUAGUAAAAUAUUUACGCCUAGGAUGAAAAGAACUUCAUCGUUGCCAUUAGAAGAGAUUGGACAUUCAAAUACAGAAUCCACUCAUGGUGGAAAUGGAAGUGUUGGUGGUCCUCUGAGUAAAAGAGAAACUCGACUUAAGAUAGCACGCUCUCUUUCAAUGCCGGCUAACAACAAGAAGGACAAAAGCCUAAGGAGGAUGGAUUCGUUUUUUCGCGUCGUUUCUUCUACUCCUCGAGUAAAGGAAGGAAAUGAAUUGUUGAGCACGUCUCCGACAAAGGAUACUGAAAUCGAAGACGCUGAUGAUGGCGAAGAUAUAGCUGAAGAAGAGGCAGUGUGUAGAAUUUGUCUGAUUGAAUUAUGCGAAGGAGGCGAGACAUUCAAGUUGGAAUGUAGCUGCAAAGGUGAACUUGCUUUGGCUCACCAAGAAUGUGCUAUUAAAUGGUUUAGUAUAAAGGGUAAUAGAACUUGUGAUGUCUGCAAAGAGGAUGUUAGAAACCUUCCUGUCACUCUAUUACGGAUUCAAAGUGUUCGAAAUCGAAUUACUGGAGCAAGUAGAUCUCAGCUCGAAGAUGUAAACGGGAUUUGGCAGGAAGUUCCGGUGCUUGUCAUUGUUAGCAUGUUGGCAUAUUUUUGUUUUCUUGAGCAACUGUUGGUUACAAAAAUGGGAACCGGUGCAAUUGCCAUAUCUCUUCCAUUUUCCUGUGUACUAGGCCUGCUCUCCUCCAUGACAUCAUCUACCAUGGUGAAAAGCAGGUUCAUAUGGAUUUAUGCAUCUUUCCAGUUUGCUCUUGUGGUUCUCUUCGCGCAUAUAUUUUACUCCUUGGUUCAUGUGCAAGCAGUUCUAUCAAUCCUUCUUGCAACAUUUGCUGGUUUUGGUGUGGUAAUGAGUGUAAGCUCUUUCCUUGUUGAGCUUUUUAGAUGGAGAAGGAGACGGCAGGCUUCAUCAGAGCAACAACAUGGCCCUCUACCGAUGACACAAGCGGUACAACAACCUCGGCCUUCAAACACGCCACGAUCGGGUGAAUCCAACCACAAUCAAUCUAUAGUGCAAAAUCAACAAGACUCAAAUCAAAGUUGAAUUGAUAUUUGUGUGCUUCUUUGUCAUGACAAAGCUAGUGGCUGCAGAACUUAUUGUUUAUAGAGUAGGGAAGUUAAACUUCUGUUACUAAUUUACCACACGUCUACAUGAGACUACAUUGUACAGUUUAUGAAUAUAGUGUUUCUUGCUAUGGAAUUUCUGUUUGUUUAUUUGUAUUGAUGAAUUUUCACCAUAUCAAAACUAGAAGGGUUUUGGCCUUCUUUUUUUGUAGCCUUGGUGAAACAAUGAUUUUGGUUUUGGUUUUGGUCAAACUGAGAGACAAUGAUUGAUGAAA
Messenger RNA from Lathyrus oleraceus (garden pea), 2086 nucleotides. RefSeq lists its product as uncharacterized. The record is from RefSeq and is a predicted model, not a curated record. The transcript is spliced from 8 exons. Lineage: Eukaryota; Viridiplantae; Streptophyta; Magnoliopsida; Fabales; Fabaceae. Bases 226 to 1791 code for a protein of 521 amino acids. Gene Ontology annotation, molecular function: zinc ion binding.